AUGCGGCGUGUUUAUGUAUUCUUGAUACUCUUUUCGGUCGUUCUUUUCUUAGAGGCUAUUGGUAGCACUUACAUGAUGUCUGCAAUACAGAGUAUUGAACGUCAAUUUCAAAUACCUUCAAAGCUUUCUGGUUUCAUGGUUAGUGCAAGUGAGUGUGCUCUACCUGAAGGGAACGUGAAACAGAAAUAUUUAUCACAUCUCAGAGGUUACCUUAUCAAAGGCGACUUCGGAUAUAUUCCGACGGUGAUGCUCAUUGCAUAUUUUGGUUCGAAAGGGAAUCGAGCCAAGUGGAUAGGUGCUGGAACGAUUUUGACUGCAUUCUCGUUUAUUUUGAUCGCAUCUCCAAACUUUCUAUUCCCAACAAAACAACCGCAGCUCAAUACGACCUCCAUAGAACUAAGAAUCAAGCCGUCCGAUCUAUUGCUAUCACCGGAAGCAACAAUCUCUGAUUAUCUGCAUUAUGCAUUAAUUGAUGAUCGCAGUUCCGUCAGCGAUAUCAAGUCUGCAGCAAUGAACAUCACAAAUGAAGAUAUUUAUUCAAUUGAUGGAACACUCCUAGCAAAAAUCAUGAAAAACUUGAAUAAAAUUCUGAGAGAUACUGAGGAUGAUGGGCAGCUCAAGCAAUUGUUAAUCAUGUAUGUGAAUAAUCGUUUGAAUAAUUCUGAUGAGGAUGUGAUGAACGCAAAGAGAAUUGCCCUUGCACCAUUCUCGUUCUGCAGUAAACUUAUCAAUGAAUUUCGACAAAUUAUCAAGCAAACGAAAUGCGAACGAAACCUAUCCAAUUUCGCACCCUUACUCAUUAUGAUAGCUGCACUGAUUCUUCUUGGUGUUGGCCGAACAAUGCCAUGGUCACUAGGUGUUCCGAUGAUCGAUGACAGUGUUAAACGAAAGAGUAUACCGUCUUACUUCGCUGGAAUUUCGUUCAUUCGAAUUCUUGGACCAAUUGCGGGCUUAUUGAUUGGAAGCUUUUGCAACAAGCUCUAUUACACACUCAAGCCACCUCCUGGUCUAACUGCAAGCGAUCCCACAUGGAUUGGCGCAUGGUGGCUUGGUUUUUUGAUUGUUGGAAUCUCCUUCACAGUACCUUCAUUUGCACUCUUUUUUUUCCCAACCAAGGGGAAGCAGUCUCAAAUUGCACCCGAUGAUGUAAGUUCACCUGAACGGUUGAGCGAUGCGGUGAAUACCAAAAACAAGGCUGAAGGAGAACUUGCAUUCUUUGAUAAACAUAAUGAUGAAGGGCAACAUUUAACUGCUGAGGAAAAGUUCAACGAAAUAAUAAAGUCAAAAGUGUAUCUUGGUUCCGUGGCUGGCCGUGUGGUUGAUUUGCUCGCAAUGCGUGGUUACUUCGUUUUUCUGCCGAAAUAUUUGGAAAAUCAUUAUGGUUUGCCUCAAUACAAGGCACAUCAAUUUAUGGCAUUGUUCGGCGUGUCCGGUUUUGCGUUGGGUACAGUGAGUGGUGGAUUCAUAACGAGAAAAUUGAAGUUAAAUGGUCGUCGUAUUGCUGCAUUUGUUUUUUUCAUAUCGGCACUAAAUGUUUUAGCAUUCAUGAUCAAAGCUUUUUUGGGAUGUGAGUCGACUGUAAAUCGUGUCGGAUUGAAUGGCAUGAUCACGAAUUUCAAUUAUACAAGCGAAUGCAAUGCAAAUUGUGGAUGCGAAUCUGCAGCGUUGUUCCCGGUGUGUGACAGUGAGGGAUACACGUAUUUCUCACCAUGUCAUGCUGGAUGUCGUGAAGUGAUAGUGAAGGAUAAGUCAUCACACAUUCCCGAAUUCUCGUCAUGCGAUUGCAGUCCAGGCGAGAUAUUAUCAAAAACCUAUUGUAAGGAUAACUGCACGCCAGUGGUCAUUGUGUACUUCAUAACCGUUAUGAUUGGUGGGUUCAUUGGAGGCAAUGGAAUUGUUCCAGGCAUGCUUAUUUUACUGAGGUCUGUUCCACCCACAGAUCGAAGCAUUGCCUUAGGUCUGCAAGGUCUAUUCGUCAGCUUAUUAGCAACUCUGCCAUCUCCUUUGCUUUGGGGAGCAAUAUUCGAUAGUGCAUGCUUGGUGUGGAACUAUACGUGCCCUGGUAUUUCGGGCUCAUGUGCCAUAUACGAUCCAGCAAAACUACGUAUAAGAGUUCAUGCACUCUUCGUGGUAAUUCGUUCAAUUUCGGUACUCACUGAUCUAUACGUGGUCUAUCACGCGAGUGGUCUCAAUGUGAUGGAGGAGGAAGAAAAGGAAGAGGUUAUCGAACCAAAAGAGAGUAUUUCGUUAGAGCCGACGAAUAUUGUUCGACAAGCAUUUUAA
Messenger RNA from Anisakis simplex (herring worm), 2283 nucleotides. The record is from the annotation of a GenBank genome assembly. Lineage: Eukaryota; Metazoa; Nematoda; Chromadorea; Rhabditida; Anisakidae.